CUUCAAUAACCAUUUCUUUGUGGCAAAAUAUAUAUCUAAAUCUCCCAUUUUUCACAAAUUCUUUUACCCAAUUGGAGUUUCUUCAAAUCCAAACAUGAUCCAUCAUCAUCGUCAACGCUCAAGGAAUCGAUCUCCUGAGAGGAGUUGGGUAGAAAAAUGUUUGGGUUGCACCUGCCUAGAGUUGUUCUGGCCGAGGAUUGUUACCCGUAAAUGGUUAAAUAUUUCUACUAAGAGUUCAGAUUAUAGUGCCGAUUCUGAUGAUGGCAUCUAUGAUUCCGAUGAAGCCUUCCAUGAUUGGCCAAAAGAAUCCCGACUCAAGAAUAAGAAAGGAGAUGAGUUUCAGAGUGAUCCUGAUGGAGCUGUUCCCAGGUCAAGAAGACGGAAAUCAGAGAUAUUUAGAGAACAAUAUAUUGAUGCAAAGGAACUCAGAGUAUCUGUUGAUACUUGGAAUGUUGGAGGAGAACUUCCGCCAGAAGACUUGGAUAUCAGAGACUGGCUCGAUACUGACCACCCUGCAGAUAUAUAUGUGAUUGGUUUUCAAGAGAUCAUACCUUUAAAUGCUGGCAAUAUUUUUGGUGCUGAAGAUAAUCGUCCAAUUCCAAUAUGGGAAAAUAUCAUUCGUGAAACCCUCAAUAAAGCUCAACCCGUAAAGACUAAAUUCAAAUGCUACAGUGACCCUCCUUCUCCAUCAAGGUUUAAACCAUCUGAUGAUGUUCCAUAUAUGGAAGAUGUAGAGCUAGAAAGUGAUUGCGAGGAUGAGGAGGAAAUCUACACAUUCAAUGAAGAGUCAAAUUUUGGCCAACUUGAGGAUGGUCCAGUAGGCCAAAAUGGUUCUAUAUCAAUAGAUUCUGAAGAAAAAGUAGAAGAAUCAGCCUCUUUGAACAGUAGAAAAUCAACGAAACUACUCGGAGGGACCGAAAUACCAUCAGAUCUGGCGGCUCAUUGUAUAUCAGAAAUACCGAAUUCUUUUAAAUUUGUUAAAUCAUUCAAAGCUUCCAAGUCUUUUAAAAACCAUCGUCCUUUAGAGUCAUAUUUGAACGGUGGCAACAGAGUCAUACCAGAGGACCAUUGGCUUGCAAAACUUGAUCUUGACUCUAUUAUGCACCGGAAAAGAAGAUCAGAAUAUGUAAGAAUAGUGAGCAAGCAAAUGGUUGGUGUUUUUCUUACCAUAUGGGUUCGUAGAAGCUUGAGGAAGCACAUCCAGAAUGUGCAUGUGUCAACUGUUGGCGUUGGUGUAAUGGGCUACAUUGGUAACAAGGGGUCCAUAUCAGUCAGCAUGUCCAUAUAUCAGACACACUUCUGUUUCAUAUGCACGCACCUAACAUCUGGUGAAAGGGAUGUUGAUGCAGUUAAGAGGAACACUGAUGUGAAUGAAAUUCAUAGAAGGACAUGUUUUAGUUCAAUGUCAAAAGCUGCAUGUCCGAGGAGCAUUAGGGACCAUGAGCGAAUAAUCUGGUUGGGUGAUCUGAAUUACCGUAUCAAUUUGUCAUAUGAGGCAACAUGUGAUUUGAUUUCCAAAAAUGACUGGUCCAAGUUGUUAGAGAGUGAUCAGCUAAGAAAAGGGUGUGCAUUUGACGGGUGGACAGAAGGCACUUUGAAUUUUCCACCAACUUACAAAUACGAGCCAAAUUCAGAUAAAUACUAUGGCGAGGAUCCUAAAGUUGGGAGGCGAACUCCAGCAUGGUGUGACCGCAUACUUUCACUUGGGAAGGGGAUGAGGCAGCUGAGCUACAGAAGGGCUGAGCUUAGACUCUCCGAUCAUAGGCCUGUUUCUGCAUCAUACAUGAUAGAGGUUGAAGUGUUCUCUCCAAGAAAGUUACAAAAGGCCCUUGCAUUUACUGAUGCGGAGAUUGGAAACGAUGAAUCGUAGCAGAAAGGAUGGAAUCACCCACAUAAGAUAUGAUAUCCCACGUCUUAUGUGCUCAAUCUUUUCAACUCAAAAAACCAUAUGUUAUUAUUUGAUGUUACUGAUAUACAUGAUUUGAUUAGGUGCAAUUUGUGUGAAACUUAUUUGGUGUUUUGUAGUUUCCUUCAUUUGUCAGCAAGCAAAAGGGUUAUCAAACAAAACCCAGCUUCCUAUGUAAUCUUGGUUGUAAUAAGUUAAGUAGAUCCUGAACAUAUGCAUUUUGAAAUGAAAAUAACCACUGGAGUGGAGAAGAAGUCCAUUUUAGUUUUGA
Messenger RNA from Cynara cardunculus var. scolymus (artichoke), 2177 nucleotides. Its product is annotated as type IV inositol polyphosphate 5-phosphatase 3-like. Gene Ontology annotation, molecular function: phosphatidylinositol-3,4,5-trisphosphate 5-phosphatase activity; phosphatidylinositol-4,5-bisphosphate 5-phosphatase activity; inositol-polyphosphate 5-phosphatase activity. Bases 95 to 1870 code for a protein of 591 amino acids. NCBI's taxonomy places the organism in Eukaryota, Viridiplantae, Streptophyta, Magnoliopsida, Asterales, Asteraceae. The record is from RefSeq and is a predicted model, not a curated record. Gene Ontology annotation, biological process: phosphatidylinositol dephosphorylation. The transcript is spliced from 10 exons.